Messenger RNA from Tinamus guttatus (white-throated tinamou), 1122 nucleotides. NCBI's taxonomy places the organism in Eukaryota, Metazoa, Chordata, Aves, Tinamiformes, Tinamidae. The record is from RefSeq and is a predicted model, not a curated record.
AUGCCCUUCAGCAACACCCACAACAAGUACAAGCUCAAGUACUCGGCCGAGGAGGAGUUCCCCGACCUCUCCAAGCACAACAACCACAUGGCCAAGGUGCUGACGCCGGCCAUCUACCAGCGCCUGCGCGACAAGGAGACCCCCAGCGGCUUCACGCUCGAUGACGUCAUCCAGACCGGCGUGGACAACCCCGGGCACCCGUUCAUCAUGACGGUGGGCUGCGUGGCCGGCGACGAGGAGUCCUACGAGGUCUUCAAGGAGCUCUUCGACCCCGUCAUCCAGGACCGCCACGGCGGCUACAAGCCCACCGACAAGCACCGCACCGACCUCAACCACGAGAACCUCAAGGUGACCGGACGCCGGGGCCCCUCGUGGGUGCCUGGGGUCCUCGUGGGUGCUGGGAAUGGGUGGAAAUCAAGGAGACCCGGGUCCCUCAUGGGCGCGCGAGGGGCUGCCCUGCCCAGCCUGGAAGGGGAGUUCAAGGGCCGCUACUACCCGCUGAAGGCCAUGACGGAGGCGGAGCAGCAGCAGCUCAUCGACGACCACUUCCUCUUCGACAAGCCCGUGUCCCCGCUCCUGCUCGCCUCGGGCAUGGCCCGCGACUGGCCCGACGCCCGCGGCAUCUGGCACAAUGACAACAAGACCUUCCUGGUGUGGGUGAACGAGGAGGACCAUCUCCGCGUCAUCUCCAUGGAGAAGGGCGGCAACAUGAAGGAGGUGUUCCGGCGCUUCUGCGUCGGCCUCAAGAAGAUCGAGGAGAUCUUCAGCAAGGCCGGGCACCCCUUCAUGUGGACCGAGCACCUGGGCUACAUCCUGACGUGCCCCUCGAACCUGGGCACGGGGCUGCGCGGCGGCGGGCACGUGCGCCUGCCCAAGCUGAGCCAGCACCCCCAGUUCGAGGCGGCGCUGGGCCGCCUGCGCCUGCAGAAACGCGGCACCGGAUCCUCCUCCCCGGCGGCCGUGGGCGCCGUCUUCGACAUCUCCAACGCCGACCGCCUGGGCUUCUCCGAGGUGGAGCAGGUGCAGAUGGUGGUGGACGGCGUCAAGCUCAUGGUGGAGAUGGAGAAGAAGCUGGAGCAGAACCAGCCCAUCGACGACAUGAUCCCGGCGCAGAAAUAGGGC